This is a messenger RNA of Mizuhopecten yessoensis (Yesso scallop), 2904 nucleotides long. RefSeq lists its product as uncharacterized. The transcript is spliced from 3 exons. Gene Ontology annotation, molecular function: protein binding. The coding region runs from base 118 to 1197 and encodes 359 amino acids. Gene Ontology annotation, biological process: signal transduction. The record is from RefSeq and is a predicted model, not a curated record. Lineage: Eukaryota; Metazoa; Mollusca; Bivalvia; Pectinida; Pectinidae.
AAUGCCCUUAGGGAAAUCCUCACGGACGAAAAGUUCCUCCCUACCGACGACCUCCUCCUCGCUGCUGAUCUCAUCAAAUUCUCAAGAAACGCUAUCCUGACAGUGGAUCUAGCAAAGAUGCUGUGGCAGUCCAAGGAAGAUAAUUCGUACAUCCAGCAUGUCGACAUUCUAUUCGCCUUCCUGGAGGAGUUCGGUCUUCUGGUAAAGGCGUUUCUUGGUCAGGACAAGGAGGGGAAACCACUGUACGAUGAUGACUACACCGUACCGAGCAAACUCCAAAGGGCACCAGACAUGAAUCGAAUGUCAGAUCUUCUCAAAGUUAAAGGAACAGUUUGUUCACGAACGCUGUGCCUCGUAUUUGAGGAUAUCUUUACUCCUCAGGAGUUGUUCGAUCGGAUAUAUGCUGGAAUCAUCACGACGUUUAAACCAGGGGAGGAAGCUUCCAGAGGUAGCUUCAGCCAAACCAAUCUAGAUAGGCAAAUCUACAAAGAUCUUGGCUGCUUCAAGAUAGACGAUCUCUGUAACAUGGUCGUUAGGAUGCAGUGGGAACAGUCUAUGAUAGCGGUCACGCUGUUUACGACUUCAGAACCACAGAUUCCUGACGACACUGGGAGGAAGGUUAGACAGAAACUGGAGACAAUCAUACGACACACUCUAGAGGUUAGCCGCCAGGAACACCUUGAGUACAGGUACAAGCUUCACUGUAGAUUCUAUCUGAAACCUUCCGACAAUCCGCGAGAGGAAGACGGGAUAGUUAGGACAAUGAGAGGACUACCCUGUCAGGGAGAAGGCUGUUCAGGGAAACACAUCCUCACAAAACGUGACUGGCGCGUAUGGUUUCCUGAAACCAAGAAUAUGGAGGUCAAAAAAGUGAAAAAGUCGUAUGCGAGCGAUCUGCUUAAUGACAAAGGUUUACAAGACAGAGUGGCAGACGAACUUGGCGCAGGCUGGGAAUGCGUUUUAACGGCCUUAAAAGUUUCACAGAGCAGAAUAGAGAGAAUAAAAAUAGAUAAUGUGGGUUCGUCCCUGAACCAGAUCACGACGGCUUUGAUCGAAUGGCGAAACAACUAUCCCGAGGACAGGUCAGAAAUGGAUAUGUUAAGAGACUUGUCAGAGGCUUUCCGGGAAAACGAUGCCAACAGUGACGUCAUAGAUGACGAACUGGAUCUGUUGACGAGGUCAGACAUCAAAGAGUAGAUAUAUUAUGUAUAAUCGAAAUUCCAUACCCAAGCUCAACUAAUGUGAAAACGGCCGUUUGUAUUUUUUUAAUGGUUUGAAUUUAUAGAAGCAAAUGAUUACUACAAUUGUUUUGUCAUAUAGAUUAAGUAUAGAGAACUGUACAUACCAAUGGUUGAGUAUCAAUAUGUGUUGAGAAGGAAGGACAUUAUUUUUGUGAAUUAAUUACCUGGUAAACAUCAACAAUAAAUUUUGCAAACGAUAUCAUUAUCAUGACUGGUUUAAAAAGACCGAAAGUAUUAGAUCUAAAUGCGUUUAGCCUUCCGAAAUAAUAUCUAGAUUAAUACUUUCAUCUACUGGUUAGAAUGAAUUGUUUAGUACAGUUGAAUAGGUAAAUUAAAUCCAUCCCCAAUAUCAUCUAGGUUAGGUACCUUACAUAAUCCUGCUUCUUGUGAUAUAUUGAUACUUGUAUAUAUGUUCGUGUGACUCUACAAAAUGGAGGAAUUAAUAAAUUUCUCUUUCACGUUAUGAAAAAGUCUACUCUUGAAGGAUAUUGAGAAUGGAGAAAACAUACACGCUGAUGGUAGUAUAUACAUUUAUAUAUGGGACAACGAAGUAAAUGCAACAGUAUACAACAUAUAAUGUUGUCGAUAUUACUUUAUGUAUCUGCAUGCACGUUACAGUAAAUGCAAAGUUAAGUAGCAGGUAAUGUGUAACUCUUGACAGAUCAGGUGACUAGAACCCGCUAUCAGUCGGUGUAUCCCGGCAAUUCAGUCCUAAGAAUUUUAAAGAAGAAAAGGAAUUGAUAAACUUUGUUAUUCCAGCCUCAGAAGAUUGAAAAACAUGUAAUGGUAUCGUUGACUGAUACAAUUAUUGUCACUCCGAUCUGGUUUGUAUUUCUCCCCUUUUUAAAUUUACACAACGCUAUCCUUAGACAAAAGGGAGGUAAAUCUGAUAACCUUCCAGCUUACACACAUAGUAGAUACAUCCUGCUGUACAUGUGGUAGGAAGGAUGACUGAAAGAAUGUCGUUAAAUUGUAUUGAAUACCUCAUUUAUAUCAAUGUACACUAUGUAUAGAAUAGGUAAGCCUGAGAUUUGAUACCGUUAUAUAAUGGGAUGUCCAGAGAGAGAAAACAAUCCUUGGUAGUCUAGAUGUAAGUUGGCAAUUUAACCACUGUUACUAUUGAUAACGUCAGCCAAAUAUGACAGAAUGCAGGACCUAAUUCUGACGGAGGAAUUCUACUUAAUUUACCCACCUUUGUUAAAUAUUUCUCACGGCAUGUUUACUGUAACAUUAAGUACCCAUUUUCUUUACUGAAAGAAUGUUCUCUUCCCGGCUUGACCAGCUCUGUCUUAGCUCAUGGCAAGGUUGAUGCGUUAAAGUUGAAAACAACAUAGCUAAGGCUUCUCCACAUCCGACCAACAUGUGAAAAUAGUCUUUGUAUGAUUGUUGGGAGUGUAUUGGUACUGUAAAUACAAAACUGUUUACGCUAUCGAAUCGGCGAAGAGGCUUAUCUGUAUAUGGAUUAAUUUAAGGAACUCAGUUUGUAUCUCAGUAAGUGUGAAAAACGAAUAAAUCGUUCAAUAAACGUAAACAGUAAAUUUUGAAAUGUAUGCAUCAUGACAUAUAACAACUUAACCACGCGACGACGAAAUCGGACAUCAAUGUCGACAACAACACGAACAGGGACCGACGAGAGAAAAAAUAAAAACAUUGUAACAUCCUC